AAAAAAAAAAAAAAAAAAAGGGAAAUGGAAAACCCAAAAAAGAGACACAAUGUCUGCGCGAGGAAGGAGAGCCAGUGUUAUUAUAUGCGCAGAAAGCGUAAAGCGUUCACCUUACGGCGGGGAUCUUCGCGCGGAUACGAGUUCGGCCUCUGAACACCGCCAGCGAUUUCAGUCCUCUACCCCAAUAUCCCGACGGGCUAUGAAGGAACUAGAAGAUCAAAUCACUGCAUCACUGCAUAGAGUGGGCGCAACUAUGACUACGCUGCGUACACGGCCAACCCUUUGGCCUGGAAAAGCGAAGAUCGCGAUCCUGUCGACGAUGCUUUGCACCAAAAGGCAGGACGCUGAUGCUCUUCGGGAGACUCCCGCUCCUCUCCAUACCCAGGAGAAAGGAGCUUGAAUUGAGAUUUAUAUUUUUGCUUGAGGCGGGAAAGCGGAAAAUGGAGGAUGGUUUAUUCUGGUAUUCCUAUCCUGUCCAUCCAUCUAACCGCCGCUCUACCUCUUUAAUGACCGCCAGCAUUGACUGCCAGCAGCACCAGCUCUCAGAAACGAAGCUUGCCACUCCGCGCCAACUGUCAUCCCGCAAUUAAACUACAACAACCUUUUACGAAGACGAACUCUUGGCCCUGCGGGCCGGUGGGCGGGUCAUUUUCUUCGAUCCUCUUGCUUGAGUUGACCUGUUGAACGAAUAGCCGGCGGAGAAUUCUCAUAGCAAGCUUAUGGUGAUGUUGCCUCGAGCAAUACAUCCCGUGCUGGACACUGAGAAACUGGCUGUCCCUUGAGCAAUGCGUGCAUCGAGCAGCCGCAUCGGAGGAGAUUGGGUUUCGAAGAUUCAGGGCCACAGAUUCCUCUUCUACUGGCCCUCACCCUGGUUGGGGUCCGAGGACGGCGCGCAGUGGAGCUAUAUUCGCAUAGGGCGGGUAUCGAUUCGAUGUGGGGGAUACGGGAGACGCAGGGACGAAGCUGAACAAUUUCUAUUGGGCAAUGUUCUUUCUAUGUAGCGGUAUGGAUCCGUCUGUUGGGGCCAAAUAUAAUAAUAAGUUAACUAAUAAUAAUGAAGCUUAUAUCACAGG
Molecule: messenger RNA, 1073 nt
Organism: Blastomyces gilchristii SLH14081
Lineage: Eukaryota; Fungi; Ascomycota; Eurotiomycetes; Onygenales; Ajellomycetaceae
Exons: 1
Coding region: 50-400 (116 amino acids)
Source: RefSeq, a predicted model, not a curated record